AAUAGUUAAAUGAGGAAAAAGCAGAAGUGUUGGUCAGGACGCUGUUGAUGCUGUAAAUCCUGCUCCGUCUACGGCAGCCUGUGUGGAGGAGAGCAGAGAGACAGGUGUGACACAGGGGUCAAGGGUUAAUCCAGGUCACCGAGACAGUGAAGCAGCAGGGUGCAGAGAUGUCUGCUGCCAACUGUCUGUUGACUGAAGAUCAGUUUCGCUGCUCCAUCUGUCUGGAUGUGUUCACCAAUCCCGUCACCAUCCCAUGUGGACACAACUUCUGUAAGACCUGCAUCACAAGAUAUGGGGCUACCAGUAAUGAGUGUCCCAACUGCAGAGGAGUUUUUUACCAAAGACUGGAGCUGCGGGUCAACACUGUUCUCUCUGAGAUGGCUGCUCAGUUCAAGAAGUCAUCCAAACAGAACGCCAGGAGCAGCCUGAAACAAAAAGCCCCCGAUGAUACUGGAGCCAUACUGCUGGCAUGUUUGGUGUGUCUCAUAUGUGUCCUCAUAGCCUGGAUGGUUUUAGGACACGGCAAUCAUGACGCUUUAGAAUAUAUCAACCCUGAGCUGGUGAAGACAGAGGCUGAAAUUCAGCAGAUGAUCCAAGCAAGAAGACUGAAGAUCCAAGAGACUGAACAUUCAGUGGAGCUCAGUAAGAGACAUGCAGACAAGGAGCUGGCACAGAGUGUUCAGGUUUUAACGGCUCUGAAAGAAUCUGUUGAAAGUAACCUAAUGAAGGUCACUGAUACAGUAAAAGAGAAGCAGAGAAAGAUGGAGACCGAAGCUGAAAGCUUCAUCAGACAGCUGGAACAGGAAAUCUCAGUACUGAUGAAGAGGAGCGCAGAGAUGGAUCAGCCCUCCAUCGCUCAGCUGAAGGAACUCAUCAGUGAAGAGAUGCAGAAACAGAUGAAGGGGCUGCUGGCUGGGGCUGAGCUGAAGAGUGUUCAGAGGUACGCUGUGGAUCUGACUCUGGAUCCUGAUACAGCACAUCCCUAUCUCAUCCUGUCUGAUGAUGGAAAACAAGUUCAUCACGGGGACGUGCAGCAGGACGUCCCAUAUAAUCCAGGAAGAUUUGAUACAGCUCCCUUUGUGUUAGCGAAGCAGAGUUUCUCUUCAGGCAGAUUUUACUGUGAGGUUGAGGUGAAAGGGAAGACUGAUUGGUUUUUAGGAGUUGCCGGAGAAUCAGUCAGUAGGAGGGGACGAAUCAUUCUGACUCCACAAAAUCACUUCUGGACUCUGUGUUCGUGGAAAGAGGAGUACUUUGCUCUCACUGGCCCUGCUGUCCGUCUCUCUCUGCAGUCCGGUCCUGAGAAGGUGGGGGUGUUUGUGGAUUACGAGGAGGGUCUGGUCUCCUUUUAUGACGUUGAUGCUGCAGCUCUGAUCUACUCCUUUCCUGGCGUCUCCUUCACAGAGAAACUCUACCCGUUCUUCAGUCCCUACAUUAAUGAUGGCGGUAAAAACUCCGCCCCUCUCAUCAUCUCCCCUGUAGAUCACACUGGUUAGAAUUUACUAUUUUAGAAGCUUUUUAGGGCCGCUGAAGCACCCCUACAUUCAUCUCAGCUCCUGGUGUGAAGAGGACAUCUCUCACCACACUGACACUCUGCUCACACCUUCAUUUAUUUCUUAGAUUUCAUUUUAAAUAAUGUGAAGUAAUGAUCAAUAACAUUGUUAAUCAAAUAUAUUCUUAUAAAUGCACAAGUGGUUUGCAGGUGACGUCACGCCACAGCAGAGGACUCCAGAUGGGGGGCAUGAUCUGAUUUCUGCACAGAAAAUUGCCAUAAAAAUGUUAAAGUCUUGUGCAUUUCCAUGUGUUUCUCUAGCCUGCAUGCAUGCUGCUGCAUGGUCUCUGCAGCUCCCUCCUCCAUUGUAUGGCAGACAGGUACGAGUGUGGCACGUAGCUCAGUGAAUUAAUUUUUUUACAGGCCCCUUUAUGAACACAAUUCAAGAUUAAAUUAAAAUAACACACAGUCACCACUUUACUGUACAGUCUCUUGUCUCAGAGAUUAACAUCAAAAACAACAAGCCCAGAAUACGAUCAAACACUCCUGCACUAUGAGUGAAGCUGUCCACUAAGUUGGCCACCUCCUGACUGUGGUAAUGGCUUGUUUGUGAUGAUGAAGGCGUGUUCAUUGAUCCACAGUUGCCAUAAGAUACUUCAUAUGGCUACAGUAGUUGAGUGUUUUAUUAUGGAUUUGAAAUGUUUUUAGCUUGCUAGCUAACUUCCAUCUGUAGUACCUGGGCCAGUAAAUAACAACAAUGAAAUACAACACAAAUCAAUCGUCUAUGCUUGGGGUUCCCAGACUUGUUAGCCUGUGACCACCAAAAUAAGAGACCAGAGACCCUCACAGAGACCCAUGGAGGAGGUAAAAUGUAUGAUGCUGCCAAAGGCUUCACAUACAAAUCUACAUUCAGAACUUUGUACACAUUACUUACAUUUAAGUUUUAGACUAUUUUUUACAGUAAUGGAUGAGAUAUACAACUUUAAAUCUUAAAUUUCUCUUUGUUUUUAUUUUAAAAGCAUCCCGUGACCCCCCCCUUCAGGCUGUCAUGACCCCCCUGGGGGCCCUGACCCCCACUUUGGGAACCACUGGUCUACACACAUGUACAUGCACAUACACACCCACUUACCCACAUUUGUUCGCCUUUUUUUUUGCCACUUUUUGUCCAUUUCUGAAACAUCCCUGCUUACUUGAGCUGCCUAUGCCAUGUCUUUGCCUGUUUCUCCACUUGUCACCCAUUGUUGUCAUUUUUUGCCCAUUUGUGCCACUUUUUUGCCUAUAUUUGCAAAAACUUCUUGCCUACUUUAGCCUUUUUAUUUUUUUAACCAGUUUUGCUAUUAUGUAUCUACAUUUGGCCCUUUUUGCCAUUUGUGCCCAUUUUUUCCCAAUUUUUUUUUUUUAACAUACUCUUUACUUCAUUCGCCACUUAUAUUCCU
Molecule: messenger RNA, 2925 nt
Organism: Cheilinus undulatus (humphead wrasse)
Lineage: Eukaryota; Metazoa; Chordata; Actinopteri; Labriformes; Labridae
Product: E3 ubiquitin-protein ligase TRIM21-like
Exons: 2
Coding region: 168-1493 (441 amino acids)
Molecular function (GO): protein binding
Source: RefSeq, a predicted model, not a curated record